Camponotus floridanus (Florida carpenter ant) is the source of this 2014-nucleotide messenger RNA. Its product is annotated as cytochrome P450 9e2-like. Bases 230 to 1795 code for a protein of 521 amino acids. Gene Ontology annotation, molecular function: iron ion binding; monooxygenase activity; oxidoreductase activity, acting on paired donors, with incorporation or reduction of molecular oxygen. The transcript has a single exon. Lineage: Eukaryota; Metazoa; Arthropoda; Insecta; Hymenoptera; Formicidae. The record is from RefSeq and is a predicted model, not a curated record.
UUUUAUUUCUUUGUGUUUGUGAUUAAUAAUUAAAUUCUAUCGUUCAUCAAUUCUCUUUUUCGCAUUCAAUUUUCACUAGAAUCGAAGCUUCGAUAUGUUAUCUAAUAUACGUUAUCAAUUGGGUUGUAUCAGUAUAUAAAGUGAGGAACCGCUAAUAGCUCCAAUAGUUAUCUGUGCGCGUGAUUCAACGACAUAUCAAGAUAAUUGUCAUUCUUUAAAAUUCUCCAUCAUGGAUACUUUAAUACUGUUAUCCAUAUUAGCUGGCACCAUUGCCGUUUAUUACUACUUUUUUAAAGAUUUAAAUUUCUUCAAAAAACAUGGUAUUCUUCACAUAUCACCAUGGCCAAUCGUGGGCAACAUGGGACCAAUUUUUCUUCGCCAACUAUCAAUUGCCGACAUCAUUCAAAAAGUCUACAAUCUGAAUCAAGACGCCAAGUAUGUCGGUUUUUUCGACAGUAUGAGUCCAGUAGUGGUGAUUCGCGAUCCAGAUCUUAUCAAAUCUGUCGGCGUUAAGAACUUCGAAUCGUUUCCUGAUCACCGCGUUUUUAUCGAUGAGUAUGCUGAGCCUCUACUUGGCAAGAAUUUAUUUUCGAUUCGUGGUGAUAAAUGGCGAGAUGCGAGAACUCUGCUAAGUCCCGCUUUUACAUCCAGUAAAAUGAAAACUAUGUUUAAGCUAAUGUCUGAUUGUGCUGCCAACUUUACUGAGUUCCUUUCCAAGUUGCCUUCUGACAAACAUGUUAUAGAAAUGAAAGAUUGCUUCACUAGAUAUACAAAUGAUGUAAUUGCAACAUGUGCCUUCGGGAUUAGUGUUGAUUCUAUGAGAAAUCCUACAAACGAAUUUUAUGUUUAUGGAAAAGAUGCUACGACUUUUACCACUCUGCGCACCAUAAAGAUAUAUUUCAUGAGAAGUAUGCCUAUUAUCACCAAAAUAUUAGGUAUUACUUUUGUUAGCAAUCGUAUAAGAUACUUUUUCAAGGAUCUCAUGAGGAACACUAUAGACACCAGAGACAAGCAGAAUAUCGUACGGCCAGAUAUGCUGCAAUUGAUGAUGGAAAGUAGAGGAAAAAGGGGACCCGGAAAAGAACUGACGAUCGAAGAUAUGACUUCGCAAGCAUUCAUCUUCUUUUUUGGAGGUUUCGAUACCGUUUCUACCUUAAUGUGCUUUGCUGCUCACGAAAUUGCCGUUAAUCCAAGCGUUCAGACAAAAUUGCGCGACGAGGUAGACGAGGUUUUAAAGAAAACGAACGGAGAAUUAACUUAUGAAGCUUUGAACGGAAUGCAAUAUCUGGAUGCUGUCAUUAAUGAAGCUCUUAGAUUAUGGCCUGUGGUGGUUUUUCAGGAUAGAUUAUGUGUGCGAGAUUUCGAAUUACCGCCAGCGCUUCCUGGAGAUAAACCCUUUGUCGUGAAAAAAGGAUCCGUCGUUUGGUUUCCUGUUUAUGGUCUUCAUCGGGACUCCAAAUAUUUCGAAAAACCGAAUGAGUUCUAUCCCGAACGUUUUCUGGACGAGAAUAAGAAAAAGUUAAAUAUUGACGCAUAUUUACCAUUCGGAAUCGGCCCGAGAAUGUGCAUAGGUAAUAGAUUUGCAUUAUUGGAGACCAAAGUCGUGAUGUUCUAUUUAUUGGCUCGUUGCGAAUUGAAACUGUGCGGAAAGACUUCCCAUCCUUUACAAUUGAACAGAGGAAGCUUCGCCAUGCAGGCAAAAGAGGGAUUUUGGCUACAAAUUAAACCGAGAAGCGAUGCUCAUGCUAAUGUAUUCAGAAACGUUAAUGAUGCUACGACUAAUAGCCAUGCUUAAUCCGUGAAUGUCGAUAAAAUAUGCAUUUGUAAAUAAAAAUCCGAUUUGUAUUUACUUACAAUUGGCUAAGAGAAAUAAAGUUUGAGACAUUGAUAUAUGUAACAUAAAUAUGCUUGUCAAAUAAUUUUAUUUUAAAUAAUGCUCUUCUUUGUGAUCAUCAAGAUAGCUGUAGUAGGAUAAUACUUACUUAUAAUUUGAUCUUUUAUUUGAUUUUUAUUA